GCAUCCACCGGCUUUCCACCUCCAGCUCUGUCAAGGGCCUGUGUGUGCCCGGUGGCAGGGGUUUCUCUCGAUGUCUUCCAUCUGUGUUGGGGGUGCCUGCUGGUCCCCCAGCCUCCUGGGAGCCAGCAGCUCUGGCAACAUGUCUGUGUCCUCGUCCCACUUCUCCGUGGGCACGGGGGGCAGCUAUGGCAGGGGCUGCUUCUGCAGCCUGGGUGGGGGCUUUGGCUCCAGCUUUGGGGUGGCAGACGCCCUGCUGGGGGGCAGUGAGAAGGAGACCAUGCAGAACCUCAACGACUGCCUGGCCUCCUACCUGGGCAAGGUGCGUGCUCUGGAGGAGGCUAAUGCCGAGCUGGAGGUGAAGAUCCACAACUGGUACAAGAAGCAGGGCCCCGGGCCCACCCUCGACUACAGCCACUACAUCAAGACCAUUGAGGACCUGUGGAGCAAGAUCCUGGCAGCCACCAUCGACAAUGCCAACUUGGUGCUGCAGGUCGAUAAUGCCCGCCUGGCAGCCGAUGACUUCCACGCCAAGUAUGAGAUGGAGCUGAACCUGCGGAUGAGCAUGGAGGCCGACAUCAACGGCCUGUGCAGGGUGCUGGACGAGCUGACCCUGGCCAGAGCUGACCUGGAGAUGCAGAUUGAGAACCUCAAGGAGGAGCUGGCCUACCUCCGGAAGAACCAUGAGGAAGUGAACGCCCUGCGAGGCCAGGUGGGUGGUGAGAUCAACGUGGAGAUGGACGCCGCCCCCGGUGUGGACCUGGGCCACAUCCUGAACGAGAUGCGUGCCCAGUACGAGAAGAUCACGGAGAAGACCCGCGAGGACGCCGAGGGCUGGUUCUUCAACAAGGGGGGUGGCCUGCGUGAGCAGACGGAGGAGCUGAACCCUGAGGUGGCCACCAACACCGAGGCCCUGCCGAGCAGCCGGACGGAGAUCACGGAGCCACGCCGCACCGUGCAGAACCUGGAGAUCGAGCUGCGGUCCCAGCUCAGCAUGAAAGCGUCGCUGGAGGGCAGCCUGGCAGAGAGCGAGGUGCGCUGCGGGGCCCAGCUGGCCCAGCUGCAGCGGCUCAUAAGCAGCAUCGAGCAGCGGCUGUGCGAGCUCCGCUCUGACCUGGAGCGGCAGAGCCGGAAGAUGCUGCUGGACGCGAAGACUCGACUGGAGCAGGAGAUCGCCACCUACCGCCGCCUGCUGGAGGGCGAUGUUGCCCACCUGGCCACCCAGUACUCCUCGUCCGUGGUCUCUCAGCCCACCCGGGGAGCCGCGGUGACCACCCGCCAGGUGCGUACCAUCGUGGAGGAAGUCCAGGACGGCAAGGUGGUCCCCUCCCGCGAGCAGGUCCAUCGCUCCCCCCACUGAGGCCCCGUCUACCUGCGACAGCCCAGCCUCCAGGGUCAAGGGGCAGCCAUUGCCUGCAGCUCCCAGCACACUACUGCUGCACCCCAAGUUCCGGUCUGGGCCACCGCCCAAGAGCGGUUGCCUUUCCGUAUCUGCUUCCCACAGCCCCUCACCAAGGGGACCUCCUGAGUUUGCCCCAGUGACUGCAAUUGAAGCUUUGCUUGAAGUUCAAUGCCUCCUGUGGUUUGGUCUGGUCAUUGGCUAGGGAAGUGUGGGCUGAGGGAUGGGGGGGACAAGGAGAGUUUGUGGAGGGUUUGGGGCUGCUUGUCCCCUGCCAGCCUGUUCUGCACCCCCCAUCCGGGCCUGGGGCUCGAAGGAGGGAGACGGGAGGCUCGAGGGCUGAGGGAUGGGACAGCCCAUCAGGUUGGGAAAGUUCCUGAGAAUCAGCCCCUGGGUGCCCAUUGCCUGUGGCUGGUCCCUGGGAGAGCCCCGUAGACUUUCCGGGGAGCCACACCUGUUAUAGACAGCUCCCUGUCUCAGCCUGGGGCGGUACAAGGUCAAGAUCAGAGGGAGAGGGGCUGGGCAGGAGGCUUUCUGGAGAAGUGGUCCAGGGUGCUGAAGCGUGCGAGGGAUGGCAGUGGCACGGCCAGUCCAGGAAACCAGACCGGCUCUGCUGGGCUUGCGGGUGUGUGGGGUGGGGUGGCCCCUCUGCAUAUGAGCAUGGGCGGGGGGGCGUCCUCCUUGCUUUGGUGGCUUAGCAGCUGCUGGGCUCUUGGGGAAUCUCUCUCAGCUGCUGGCAGGGGCUGUCUGGGCCUGUCUGGGAAGUGGAAGCCAUCGGCAGUCUGAGACACGAGCACGUUCCGCCCACUGGGCCUGCUGGGACCCUGGA
This is a messenger RNA of Physeter macrocephalus (sperm whale), 2225 nucleotides long. RefSeq names its product keratin, type I cytoskeletal 42-like. NCBI's taxonomy places the organism in Eukaryota, Metazoa, Chordata, Mammalia, Artiodactyla, Physeteridae. The record is from RefSeq and is a predicted model, not a curated record. Gene Ontology annotation, cellular component: cytoskeleton. Gene Ontology annotation, biological process: epithelial cell differentiation; intermediate filament organization. Gene Ontology annotation, molecular function: structural molecule activity.